Neltuma alba is the source of this 945-nucleotide messenger RNA. RefSeq lists its product as uncharacterized. The coding region runs from base 25 to 945 and encodes 306 amino acids. Gene Ontology annotation, biological process: mRNA catabolic process. The transcript is spliced from 5 exons. Lineage: Eukaryota; Viridiplantae; Streptophyta; Magnoliopsida; Fabales; Fabaceae. Gene Ontology annotation, molecular function: demethylase activity; mRNA binding. The record is from RefSeq and is a predicted model, not a curated record.
UUUCAAGUAGAUACUUAUCUUGGCAUGGAAUUCCUAGAGUCAUUGAAUAAGGAGCAAAUCCUGCAGAUGCUCUCUGAUACCUUCUGCGACCAUUGUGAGGCUCGACUACAUCAAAAAAUUUCAAAUCUCUGUAAAAGAAACCACUAUGAAACCUCACAUGCUGCUGAUGAUGAUGACUACUAUGGAUCUUCUAGACAUACAUCCUACAAGUCCAGGAAUGGAAGGUACUAUGAAACCCCUUAUGCUGAGGAUGAUGAUGAUUAUUAUGUUUCCUCUACAGAUGCAUCCUACAAGUCUAGGAAUGGAAAGUAUUAUGAAACCCCUUUAGCUGAGGAUGAAGAUGGUUAUUACGUUUCCUCUACAGAUGCAUCCCACAAGUCCAGGAAUGGGAAGCACUAUGAAACAUCUUAUGCUGAUAAUGAUGACUAUGCAUAUUCUAGAGAUGCAUACUUCCACUCCAGAAAUGGUGAUGCUUUGGUGUUUCAUCAUCGAAAUCAUAGAGAAGAAGAGGAUAGUACAAGAAGCUAUAUCCAAAGGCAUGAAACUCCCUGGUUGAGGAAGCAUGAUAAUAGACUUGCUUUUGAUUCCACACCUAGAUAUUUGAAUCGCAAACGGCAAUCUAUAGUGCCAUCUGAUUUUGAGUUGCUACUAAGUGAUGGAAUCGGUGGAGCCUCAUUGUUUGAAUGCGGAUUGUCUGAGGAGCAAAAGGAGCAUAUCAGGUUUUCACUGGUUGGCAGAAAAAAGAACUUUGUUUACAUUGAAAGAAUUGGUGGGAGGGACAUAAAUGUUCUCCAGGGACUUGAACUUCAUAAUCAAGUAUUCAAUCCUGAGGAGCAAAGGAAUAUUAUCAAGUAUGUCGAUAAAUUGCAAGAGAUGGGUCAAAAAGGGCAGUUUAAAGGUAUAUGGAUUGAACUUCUGCCUUCCUAUUCUUUUCCAGUUCUCUAA